This is a messenger RNA of Meloidogyne enterolobii, 1272 nucleotides long. The record is from the annotation of a GenBank genome assembly. Lineage: Eukaryota; Metazoa; Nematoda; Chromadorea; Rhabditida; Meloidogynidae.
AUGCCUCCAAAAAUCAAGCGGACAAUGUAUUUUCUGGAUUCUUUUGAAAAUUUCUCCGAUUCUGGUUCUUUUAUUGUUUCAUACAAUAGUGAUAAUGAGGACGAUGACCCUUUCAUUUGUUCUAAAGAAAUUGAGAAUGAUCAACGUUUGGAAGAAGUAUUGGUAAAAUCCAACAAAAACCGUUGUCAUUCAAAACGUCGUUAUUUCUGUACUGUUCCAUUUUCAAAAAUUAGAAAGGAUAAAAAAGAGAUAUCUUUUGAGGAAGAAGACGAAAUGUUCUACAAUCGCCAAUUUUCUUCUUUUGAUGAUCAACAACAAUAUCAAAAAGAAUUUUUGAAUUAUUCAUCUUUUGAUCAAAAUUUUGGAUUUGAUUUAAAUAAUCUAACACAUUUACAUUAUCAACAUUUCAAUCCCUCUGAUCAAUUCCAAUCAUCAUUUGAUCUCUCUUUAAGUUCAACAACUUCUUGUACGUCACUUGGUACCUCUUCAGGACUUCCAUCACCAAAUGAUUACUUUCCUGUCAACCAACAUCAAGUGAUUUUGAUGGAUACAAACAGUGCAUAUAAUUACGCUGCUAUUAAUUAUACUAAUAAUAAUUCUACAACAUUCAACUCCUUGUCAGAAGCAUCAAAUCCACAAACAAUUAAUUCAAGUUGUGGUUGUCCAGUUAAUACUAUAAAAUAUGAAUAUGAUAACGGCAAUAUCAUUUCUUCAUCAAUUAGUCCAGCAACUUUUCAAGUAGCAAUACCGCAACAGAUGCCUUUUCAAACUACCAACAUUUUUCAAAGCAAUAAUACCUCUUUGGCACAUCAACAAGUCACAAAUGGAAAUGAAAGGCUUAAGGAUAAGGAAAAAUCGCUUGUAAAUACGCCAAACAAUGAUUUUUCAAAUGUAAAUGUAUCCUUAUUCUUCCAACAAACUGGAGACGAUUUUGAAGUUGCUGAUGAUAAAGACAACAAUGAUUUUUAUGUUACUGGACAACAACAACAGCUACUUUGCAAUGAAGGGUUUCCUUUGGAAUUGGAAAAUAAUAUUUGGGAUAAUUGUGAGCAAGAACAAAAAGAAGAAGAAGAUAGUUCUGCGACGAAUAAUAUAGUUAAUUCAAAUUCUCUAGUUGAAAAGAAUAAGUAUGAAGCCACAUCUCCUUCAUGGACUCAGUGUUGUUCAUCAAUUUUAAAUGGGGAAAAUAGUCAAAAAGAGACACCCCAAAGAUUUUUGAUAAGUUUAGAGGAUGAAUUAGUAACUCCACAGCUAGAUUUGUUUAUAAAUUAA